AUGGCCCUCGCCGCCUACCGCCACCUCCUCCGCGCCGCCCGCACCGCCUUCGAAGGCGACACCUCCGUCCUCACCGCCGCAUCAUCCGCAGCCCGCCAAGGCUUCGAGACAAACCGCGACCUCCCGCGCGACAGCGACGUGGCACAAGAGCUCGUCAAGAACGCGGAGGAGGUCGCUACAAUGCUCAGGAAGAAUGUGGUGCAGGGGAGGCUGAAUGGGGAUGGGCGGUAUGAGUUGAGGAUUCACGACGAGAUUGAGAGGGGCGAUAAUGAGAGUAUCAAGCAGGCGCGGGAGACGCUGGGGGCGGGGGCGGGGAAGGGGAAGGGGUGUUGCUCGGCUUGA
Molecule: messenger RNA, 342 nt
Organism: Morchella sextelata
Lineage: Eukaryota; Fungi; Ascomycota; Pezizomycetes; Pezizales; Morchellaceae
Exons: 3
Coding region: 1-342 (113 amino acids)
Biological process (GO): mitochondrial respiratory chain complex III assembly
Source: RefSeq, a predicted model, not a curated record